Messenger RNA from Sphaeramia orbicularis (orbiculate cardinalfish), 5209 nucleotides. It is a transcript of the gene myo6b, whose product is annotated as myosin VIb. Lineage: Eukaryota; Metazoa; Chordata; Actinopteri; Kurtiformes; Apogonidae. The transcript has 33 exons. Bases 182 to 3994 code for a protein of 1270 amino acids. Gene Ontology annotation, cellular component: plasma membrane; actin cytoskeleton; endocytic vesicle. Gene Ontology annotation, biological process: inner ear auditory receptor cell differentiation; inner ear morphogenesis; actin filament-based movement. Gene Ontology annotation, molecular function: microfilament motor activity; ATP binding; actin filament binding. The record is from RefSeq and is a predicted model, not a curated record.
GCUGUCAGUCCCUGUGGCACCGCGCGCCUCCGUCCUGCUGCGCGAGGAGCGACCAGGAGUACCGUCGCAUCCGGACACACGUAUGAGGAAUAACACACAUUACAUUAGCGUCGUCCAUAAACUGAAUUUAACUCCCUGAAGGAUAACACUGUUGUGCAGCCGUGCAGACUACACGUAAACCAUGGAGGAUGGGAAGCCAGUGUGGGCGCCCCACCCCACCGACGGGUUCCAGCUGGGGAUGAUCGUUGACAUAGGAGCCGACACGCUCACCAUAGAACCACUGAACCAGAGGGGCAAGACCUUUCUUGCUCCAAUGAGCCAAGUCUUCCCAGCAGAGGAAGAUGUCAACAAACAUGUAGAUGACAACUGUUCACUUAUGUACUUGAAUGAAGCCACUCUCCUCCAUAACGUCAAAGUGCGGUACAAUAAAGACCACAUCUAUACUUAUGUGGCCAAUAUCUUAAUAGCUGUGAACCCUUAUUAUGACAUCCCCAAACUGUACGGCCCGGAUGCCAUCAAGUCCUACCAGGGGAGGUCACUGGGGACUUUACCACCUCACGUCUAUGCUAUAGCUGACAAAGCAUACAGGGACAUGAAGGUUCUGAAGAUGAGCCAGUCGAUCAUUGUUUCUGGUGAAUCUGGUGCUGGAAAGACAGAAAACACCAAGUUUGUUCUCAGAUACCUGACCACGACGUAUGGAACGGGCCAAGAUAUUGAUGAGAGAAUUGUAGAAGCUAACCCCCUUCUGGAGGCCUUUGGAAAUGCGAAGACCGUGCGCAAUAACAACAGCAGUCGUUUUGGGAAGUUUGUGGAGAUCCACUUCAAUGACAAGAAUGCGGUCGUGGGCGGAUUUGUCUCCCAUUACUUGUUAGAGAAGUCGAGGAUUUGCAUGCAAAGCAACGACGAGAGGAACUACCACAUCUUCUACAGACUGUGCGCUGGAGCUUCUGAGGAUAUCAAGAAGAAGCUCCACCUCGACUCUCCGGACAGUUUCAGGUACCUAAAUCGGGGCUGCACCAGGUACUUUGCCAGUAAGGACUCCGAUAAACAAAUCACGCAGAACCGCAAGAGUCCUGAGCAUGUAAAGGUUGGCGCACUGAAGGACCCGCUUCUCGAUGACCUGGGUGAUUUCAACAGGAUGUGCGUAGCCAUGAAGAAGAUCGGUCUGGAUGAUAACGAGAAGCUGGACCUGUUCAGGGUGGUCGCUGGGGUUCUGCAUUUGGGCAACAUCGACUUUGAAGAAACAGGAAGCAGCUCAGGUGGAUGUGUCCUGAAGAAUCAGUCAGGUCAGACUCUGGAGUAUUGCGCUGAUUUGCUGGGUCUGGACCAGGAUGAUCUGAGGGUCAGCCUCACAACUAGAGUCAUGCUCACCACAGCAGGGGGCGCCAAAGGAACAGUUAUCAAGGUUCCUCUAAAGGUGGAACAGGCAAACAAUGCCCGCGAUGCCCUGGCCAAGGCGGUUUACAGCCGCCUCUUUGAUCAUGUCGUCAAACGAGUAAACCAGUGUUUCCCUUUCGAUAGUUCUUGCAACUUCAUCGGGGUGCUGGACAUUGCUGGUUUUGAGUAUUUUGAACAUAACAGCUUUGAACAGUUCUGUAUCAAUUACUGCAAUGAGAAGCUGCAGCAGUUCUUCAACGAACGUAUUCUGAAAGAGGAGCAAGAGUUGUAUCAAAGGGAGGGACUUGGAGUGAGUGAGGUGCAUUACGUUGACAACCAGGACUGCAUAGACUUGGUGGAAGCAAAGCUCGUGGGAAUCCUGGACAUUUUGGAUGAAGAGAACCGUCUUCCUCAGCCCAGUGACCAACACUUUGCAGUGGCAGUUCACAGCAAACACAAAGACCACUUCAGGCUGACGGUUCCCAGGAAGUCUAAGUUGGCCAUUCACAGGAAUCUUCGAGAUGACGAGGGUUUUAUGAUCAGGCACUUUGCAGGAGCAGUUUGUUAUGAGACGACCCGAUUUGUAGAGAAGAAUAACGAUGCCCUCCACAUGUCCUUGGAGAGCUUAGUCUGUGAAUCGAAAGACAAAUUUGUUCGAGAGCUGUUUGAAAACUCCAACACCACCAAGGACUCCAAACAAAAGGCCGGCAAACUCAGCUUCAUCAGCGUUGGAAACAAAUUCAAGACACAACUGAACCUGCUGCUGGAGAAGCUUCGCAGUACUGGCUCCAGUUUCAUUCGCUGUGUCAAACCCAACCUGAAGAUGGUCAGCCACCAGUUUGAAGGAGCUCUGAUUCUCUCACAGCUGCAGUGCUCAGGAAUGGUGUCAGUGCUGGACCUGAUGCAGGGGGGCUUCCCCUCCAGAGCCCCCUUCCAUGAGCUCUACAACAUGUAUAAACAGUAUAUGCCAGCCAAACUUACACGACUGAAUCCACGACUUUUUUGCAAGGCUUUGUUCAAAGCUCUAGGACUGAAUGACAAUGACUUCAAGUUUGGAUUGACCAGAGUGUUCUUCCGCCCUGGAAAGUUUGCUGAGUUUGACCAGAUCAUGAAGUCUGAUCCAGACCACCUAGCAGAGCUGCUGAAAAAAGUCAACAAGUGGUUGGUGUGCAGCCAGUGGAAGAAGAUCCAGUGGUGCACCCUGUCCGUCAUCAAACUUACAAACAAGAUGAGUUACAGAGCCAUAGCCUGCAUUAAGAUUCAGAAGACGGUCCGCAUGUGGUUGUGUAAGAGGAAACACAGGCCACGUAUUGAUGGUAUGGUGAAGGUUCGAAACCUGAAGAAACACAUGGAACGGUUCAAUGAGGUUGUGAACGGGUUGAAGGAAGGCAAACAAGAAAUGGCCAAACAGGUUCAGGAGCUGGCCGCUGCCAUAGACGCUUUGUUAGCCAAGAUAAAGACUACAGUGAUGACCUGGAAGGAGAUUGACAAAGAGUACCAGGGGCUGGUGAAACGCUCCGAGCAGCUGCUGUCAUCCAUGCAAAAGAAGAAGCAGGAGGAGGAGGAGACUGAGAGGCUGAAGCACAUUGAGGAGGAGAUGGAGAAAGAGAGGAAGAGGAGGGAGAAGGAGGAGCAGAAACGCAAACAAGAGGAAGAGGAUAGAAGACUCAAAGCAGAGAUGGAGCUGAAGAGGAAGCAAGAGGAGGAGGAUAGGAAAAAACGAGAGGAAGAAGAGAAGGUCAUCCAGGCAGAGUUGGAAGUCCAGUUGGCUCUGGAGCGGGAGGAGCAGGUUCAGCGUGCCACCAUACUGGAGCAGGAGAGAAGAGACAGGGAGUUAGCAAUGAGGAUCGCCCAGAGCGAGGCCGAGCUCAUCACUGAGGAGGGGCAGUUGGACGCAGGCCUGCGAAGUUAUAUGUAUUUCUCAGAUCUUCCUAUCUCCUCAUCCUCAGCCAGAACCAUGGGUCCUCAGGUGCAGGCGACCAAAGCUGCUGCCGGUGUGAAAAAGUAUGACCUCAGCAAGUGGAAGUACGCUGAGCUGCGAGAUGUCAUCAACACUUCCUGUGACAUCGAGCUGCUGGCCGCCUGCAGAGAGGAGUUCCACCGUCGUUUGAAGGUCUACCACGCAUGGAAGUCCAAGAACAAGAAACGCAACGAUGACGGGAGUGAUCAGAGAGCUCCGAAAUCUGUCACUGAUUACGCUGAGCAGAACCCAGCUCCUCCGAUGACAGCUCAGCAUCAAGAAGUGGCCAUGAACCGUCAGCAGCGCUAUUUCCGCAUUCCUUUCAUCCGGCCGGCAGAUCAGUACAAGGACCCACAGAAUAAGAAAAAAGGCUGGUGGUACGCUCACUUUGAUGGGCCGUGGAUAGCCAGACAGAUGGAGCUGCACCCAGACAAGCGACCUAUUGUUCUUGUCGCAGGGAAAGACGACAUGGAGAUGUGUGAGCUGAGCCUGGAGGAGACGGGUUUGACCAGGAAGAGGGGCGCCGAGAUCCUGCCCAGGCAGUUCGAGGAAAUCUGGGAACGCUGCGACGGAAUUCAGUACCUUAAGAAAGCCAUUGAGAACAAGCAGGCCCGUCCUACGUACGCCACCGCCAUGCUCCAGAGUCUCCUCAAGUGAACCAGAGAUUAAGCUCCAAACCCCAAGUUUGGCCCACGUCCUGGAACAUGACACCAGUACACCCCCUGAUAAACACAAACGUGCACACUCAGCAGCUCCUGUGAUUCGUGGAACGCUAAAGAAGAUACUCGAUGUUAUUGGCGUUCAGUGUUUUAUUCACUGAAGCCUCUUCUUUUUCACCAUCUCUGUCUUUUCUGGGUUUUUUUUGUUUUUUUUUAACAUAUUUGUAUUUUGCCGUGCAGCACCUUAUUGGUGUAGACGUAGUAUUUGUGUUUUAUCUUCUUUUCAUUUUAUGCUUGUAUGAAGAAACCCCACUUUGAGGCCUUAAAAUGCAAUAUCACUGCACUAAUACCGAGACAGUCUUAAUAGAAGCAUAGUCUGUGUUUAUUUGAACCUAAAAGCUUAACAGGCUGAAAUAGGGAAAAGCACAUAUUUGUUUAUGAGGCAAAAUGUGUAGCGACGCCUUUAAUAGUGUGGUACAGGAUUCUUUAGUCAUGCCUUACGGAUCUUCUGAGUCCAAUUACUGCUCAACACUGUGUCGGAAUUGAUUAGUAAGAAUUUCAAUUGAACUAAAACCAAUUUAGUUUUUUCGUCUUUGCUUCAACAAGAACCAAACAGUCAUAUUUAUCAUAAACAGUCCUCCAAUUUAUGGACACUCAAUAUUUAAUAGAAAAUAUAUAUAUAAUAAUUCAUAAUUCUCAUAUUGUAUUUUAUAACACAUAAAAUACUCCUCAUCUUUUUUCCUUACUGCACAUCAAACACCAGCUUCUCAUAGUUACACCAUGUGCAUGUUUGAAGGCACUUAAUAUCCCUUUUAAGUUAAUACCUGUGUUUCCUGUGUUUUCUUGCUGCUUUUAUAGCUCGGUUUACUGUUGAAAUCCUUGAAAAAGAACUUUUUUUUUUAUAGUUUAUCAUUUGAUAACCAAGAGGGAAAUAUAGACGUUUGUUUUCAUGUUUGCCGUUUUGUGGGUUUUGGGUUUGUUUUACAGAAAAAUAGUGUAAUUUUUUUUUUGUGUGCGUGUGAAAGUGUGUCUGUGUUUACAUCAUUUUAUUAUUAAGCAGGUUAUUUUACUCCUCUGUUAGCAUCAGGCUCAAACCUGUUAACUGACAAAUGUAGUUUACGAUCAUUCACUUCCAUUAUUUUCCAUCUUUGUUCUUGUCAUAUUUUGGCCUUUGCACUGGAAUACCGUAGAGAAUAAAUGUAUGCUCCAAUUA